Molecule: messenger RNA, 899 nt
Organism: Pararge aegeria (speckled wood butterfly)
Lineage: Eukaryota; Metazoa; Arthropoda; Insecta; Lepidoptera; Nymphalidae
Exons: 7
Coding region: 239-733 (164 amino acids)
Source: RefSeq, a predicted model, not a curated record
CGGCCUUGGCCGAAUCGCGCGGGGCGACCGGGGUCCGUUCGCAUGGCCGUGUUGUAAACAUCGCAGAGUGCCGAUUGCGCGGCAGCCGCCUACCCGCCACUCGUAGCUAAAGUGCUGGCGAUAGUACUUUAUCAUACUUGGGUCUCUAUUGGAGUGAAGGAUUUAUUAUUCUAAAUUCUGGAGUAACUGGCCGUCACUAGUAGGUAUAUUGGAUGUAAACAGGAUACCAAUAGUGAAGAUGGGAAGACGUUAUAAGUUUGAAGUCUUUGCCGUGUUGGCAACAGUAGCAGUUGUCGCUCAGCUUGCCUCUGCACAACCACCUCUAGCAGAUGACUCCAUAGGAAGGGAUAAAGCCAUUAGGCAAUCUUUAAUAAGGGCAGGAAAAAACGUAGCCACUAAACCUAAGUGGGGAUUUUUCGGUACAGUAUUCAAUCUUAUACUUGAGCAAAUCAACGACACAAAAAGCGCGUAUAAUCAAGUAUCUGAUUUGGUAAACAAUCAAUUUGUUGAUGACAAUGCCGUUACUGUAAUGCCAGAUUCAUCAACAAAUGGGACAACGGAGACACCUAAAAUCACCAGAACAGAAUUUCUUAGAAUACUGGACCGCAAUCUAAAGGGAUUGGCGCGACUACGUAGUCUCGAAUGGCGUGAAGCUAGGAAGGAUUCUUGGUCGAAUGCACAAGGGUACUGGAGCGAAGUUUUCGCCGGGAAAAAAUCGAGAAGGAGAAAAUAAAAGAGGUGUUAAGAAGAUUAUAUGUAAACCUAAGAUAAAAUGAACAUUAUGGAUUUUGCCAUAAUUUCUUAUAAUGUUACUUUUAAUGAAAUCAACUUACCUAAGACAAGACAAAAUAACUUUUAAAUACAGCGCCCCACGUAUUCCUUAUUAGUAUAAAUAAAUA